AUGGUAAAAGUCGGUGCGAUUUCACCAAAUAUUGUGAAAAAUGCGAGCAAUCGCAUUACCACAACAAGAACAAUCGUGAUCAUGUGGGUGGAGAAAAGUAUUGCCAUCGCUGCCAAGUUCCGAGGGAAAAAGACCACAAAUGCGACGGAUGUGGCUGGAAGAGGUCAUGCAUGCUGUGUCUUCGGGCAUACAAUUCCGACGUUCUGCCCAAAACUUUCCGUUGUGGCCAUUCUUGUUGUUCUUGUUGGCACUUGGUUUGGGUGGAGAUUUCAUGAAACUUCAACCCUUUCAACAUCCGCCAGUCUUUGGAGGCGGAAAGAGAUGGUUGAACCACCAUCACCCCCACGCCAUGUCUAUGAACUACCGAAUGAGGACACUGACACCGAGAGUGAAGCCGAGUAUCCGGAAGAAAUGGAUCAAGUGGAUAAUCCUCAAAUUCCCGCGAAGGCGAUGAAAGUGAUGAUGAUGUGGUUCAAAUUUGAUCACUAA
Molecule: messenger RNA, 489 nt
Organism: Caenorhabditis remanei
Lineage: Eukaryota; Metazoa; Nematoda; Chromadorea; Rhabditida; Rhabditidae
Exons: 4
Coding region: 1-489 (162 amino acids)
Source: RefSeq, a predicted model, not a curated record